This is a messenger RNA of Opisthorchis viverrini, 294 nucleotides long. RefSeq lists its product as hypothetical. Bases 1 to 294 code for a protein of 97 amino acids. Lineage: Eukaryota; Metazoa; Platyhelminthes; Trematoda; Opisthorchiida; Opisthorchiidae. The transcript is spliced from 2 exons. The record is from RefSeq and is a predicted model, not a curated record.
AUGAGAGCGGAACUCGAGUCCAGUGCUUCCCUUUGGUAUAUACUCACCGGAAUAAUUACGCCAGUACGGGAGGAUGACCGUUCAAACGAGAGUGGUGUGACUGAGAGUAAAAGGGGAAUAACUUCAGCAAAUUCCGGGGUCUUUUGUUCAACAGACAACCGAAGGUACCCCUUGUGUCUUCUAAAGCAUGAUCGAUCGUCACAACCAGGACACUUACUGGGUCGCGGUUCGAUGAGUCGGGCACACCAAUCACAUCGCUCAAGUGUGAACACGUUCGCCUGUUCAGACGUGUGA